AUGUUGAGCGCAGCUAAGAAUGUUUCAAGGACUCUGCACACGGUCACAUCCGUGCGAAGCGUGUCCUCUCUCGUCAAGAAGGCCUGUUGGAGCGGCUUCAGUCCAGAGGCCUCCAGAGUCCUGACCAGAAGAGACUAUGCGUCGGAGGCGAUCCGGGGCGCGGUCAUCGGCAUCGACCUGGGAACCACCAACUCCUGUGUGGCCGUCAUGGAAGGCAAACAGGCCAAGGUGCUGGAAAACGCGGAGGGUGCCCGCACCACGCCCUCGGUCGUGGCCUUCACCACUGACGGCGAGCGUCUGGUGGGUAUGCCCGCCAAGCGCCAGGCCGUCACCAACCCCCAGAACACGCUGUAUGCCACCAAGAGGCUGAUCGGGCGCAGGUUCGACGACUCGGAGGUGCAGAAGGACCUGAAGAACGUGCCGUACAAAAUCGUGCGAGCGUCUAAUGGGGACGCCUGGUUGGAGGCUCAUGGGAAGAUGUACUCUCCCAGUCAGGCGGGGGCCUUCGUCCUGAUGAAGAUGAAGGAGACGGCAGAGAAUUACUUGGGGACCACAGUGAAGAACGCUGUGGUCACGGUCCCCGCCUACUUCAACGACUCCCAGAGACAGGCGACCAAAGACGCCGGGCAGAUCUCGGGCCUGAACGUCCUCAGAGUCAUCAACGAGCCCACUGCCGCCGCUCUGGCCUACGGACUCGACAAGACCCAGGACAAGAUCAUCGCGGUCUACGACUUGGGCGGCGGCACCUUUGACAUUUCCAUCCUGGAGAUCCAGAAGGGAGUGUUCGAGGUGAAGUCCACCAACGGAGACACGUUCCUGGGAGGAGAGGACUUCGACCAGCACCUGCUCCGCCACAUCGUCAAAGAGUUCAAGAGAGAGACUGGCGUGGACCUGCUGAAGGACAACAUGGCGCUGCAGAGGGUCAGGGAGGCGGCGGAGAAGGCCAAGUGUGAGCUGUCCUCCUCUCUGCAGACGGACAUCAACCUGCCCUACCUCACCAUGGACGCGUCGGGCCCCAAACACUUGAACAUGAAGCUGACGCGCUCUCAGUUCGAGGGCAUCGUGUCCGACCUGAUCCGUCGCACCGUGGCCCCGUGUCAGAAGGCCAUGCAGGACGCAGAGGUCUCCAAGGGCGACAUCGGGGAGGUGCUGCUGGUCGGAGGCAUGUCGCGGAUGCCCAAGGUCCAGCAGACGGUGCAGGACCUGUUCGGCCGGGCCCCCAGCCGCUCCGUAAACCCGGACGAGGCGGUGGCCAUCGGAGCCGCCAUCCAGGGAGGAGUUCUGGCCGGAGACGUGACGGACGUGCUCCUGCUGGACGUCACGCCUCUGUCUCUGGGCAUCGAGACCCUGGGAGGAGUCUUCACCAAACUCAUCAACCGCAACACCACCAUCCCCACCAAGAAGGGCCAGGUGUUCUCCACGGCCGCAGACGGACAGACGCAGGUGGAGAUAAAGGUGUGUCAGGGCGAGAGGGAGAUGGCGGCGGACAACAAGGUCCUGGGACAGUUCACUCUCGUGGGACUACCCCCGGCCCCCCGCGGAGUGCCCCAGAUCGAGGUCACCUUCGACAUCGACGCCAACGGCAUCGUGCACGUGUCGGCGAAGGACAAGGGGACGGGACGAGAGCAGCAGAUUGUGAUCCAGUCUUCCGGAGGUUUGAGCAAAGACGACAUCGAGAACAUGGUCAAGAACGCAGAGAAAUACGCAGAGGAGGACCGCAGACGAAAGGACCGAGUGGAGGCGGUGAACAUGGCCGAGGGCAUCAUCCACGACACGGAGUCAAAGAUGGAGGAGUUCAAAGACCAGCUCCCUGCGGACGAGUGUGCUAAGCUGAAGGAGGAGAUGACCAAAGUGCGAGACCUUCUGACCAACAAAGACUCAGAGACCGGAGAGAACAUCAAACAGGCAGCGUCCAACCUGCAGCAGGCCUCGCUCAAGCUGUUCGAGAUGGCCUACAAGAAGAUGGCGGCAGAGCGCGACGGCAGCAGUGGCGGCAGCAGCGGCUCGACAGAAGGAGAGAAGAAGGAAGGCCAGCAGUAA
Molecule: messenger RNA, 2040 nt
Organism: Knipowitschia caucasica
Lineage: Eukaryota; Metazoa; Chordata; Actinopteri; Gobiiformes; Gobiidae
Source: the annotation of a GenBank genome assembly